CCUCCGCCUCCCGCACGGUGUGCGCGCCCGCGGCCAGGGCUGCCCCAGCGAGUCCGGCGGCCGCCGCCUCCCUAACCAGUCCACAGGCCACCUCGGCGAUCUCCCGAGUCCCCGCCUCGCCACCGUCGUCGCCGGCGCGCACGGCCGCCAGACCGCGUCCCGGAUUAAUUGGGGACAGCGGAGGCGGCUCCUCCCCAGCAGCGAUGCGACCCUCUGGGACGGCCGGAGCCGCGCUGCUGGUGCUGCUGGUAGCGCUUUUCCAGGGGAGUCUGGCGCUGGAGGAAAAGAAAGUUUGCCAAGGCACAAGUAACAGGCUCACCCAACUGGGCACUUUUGAAGACCACUUUCUGAGCCUGCAGAGGAUGUUUAAUAACUGUGAAGUAGUCCUUGGGAAUUUGGAAAUUACCUACGUGCAAAGAAACUAUGACCUUUCCUUCUUAAAGACCAUCCAGGAGGUUGCUGGCUAUGUCCUCAUUGCCCUCAACACAGUGGAGAGGAUUCCUCUGGAAAACCUGCAGAUCAUCAGAGGAAAUGCACUCUAUGAAAACACCUAUGCCCUAGCCGUCCUGUCCAACUACGGGGCAAAUAAAACCGGGCUGAGGGAAUUACCCAUGAGGAACUUACAGGAAAUCCUUCUUGGUGCUGUUCGAUUCAGCAACAAUCCAGUCCUCUGCAAUGUGGAGACCAUCCAGUGGCGGGACAUUGUCAACAAUGAGUUUUUGAGCAACAUGUCAAUGGACUUCCAGAACCACCUGAGCAGCUGCCAGAAGUGUGAUCCAAGCUGUCCCAAUGGAAGCUGCUGGGGUGCAGGAGAAGAAAACUGCCAGACACUCACCAAAAUCAUCUGUGCCCAGCAGUGUUCACGGCGCUGCCGUGGCAAGUCCCCCAGUGACUGCUGCCACAACCAGUGUGCUGCUGGCUGCACGGGGCCACGGGAGAGCGACUGCCUGGUCUGCCACAAGUUCCGAGAUGAAGCCACGUGCAAGGACACCUGCCCACCACUCAUGCUGUACAACCCUACCACGUACCAGAUGGAUGUCAACCCUGAGGGGAAGUACAGCUUUGGUGCCACUUGUGUGAAAAAAUGCCCACGGAACUAUGUGGUGACAGAUCAUGGCUCCUGUGUCCGGGCCUGUGGUCCUGACAACUACGAGGUGGAGGAAGAUGGCGUCCGCAAGUGCAAAAAGUGUGAUGGGCCCUGUCGCAAAGUUUGUAACGGAAUAGGAAUUGGUGAAUUUAAAGAUACACUCUCCAUAAAUGCUACAAAUAUCAAACACUUCAAAAAUUGCACUGCCAUCAGUGGAGACCUUCAUAUCCUGCCGGUAGCAUUUAGGGGUGACUCCUUCACACAUACUCCUCCUCUAGAUCCAAAGGAACUGGAUAUUCUAAAAACCGUAAAGGAAAUAACAGGGUUUUUGCUGAUCCAGGCUUGGCCUGAAAACAGGACUGACCUCCAUGCUUUUGAGAACCUAGAAAUCAUCCGUGGCAGGACAAAGCAACAUGGUCAGUUUUCUCUUGCGGUUGUUGGCCUGAACAUAACAUCCUUGGGAUUGCGCUCCCUCAAGGAAAUUAGUGACGGAGAUGUGAUCGUUUCAGCAAACCGAAAUUUGUGCUAUGCAAAUACAAUAAACUGGAAAAAACUAUUUGGGACUUCCAGUCAGAAAACCAAGAUUAUAAACAACAGUGGUGAAAAAGACUGCAAGGCCACAGGUCACGUCUGUAAUCCCUUAUGCUCGCCGGAGGGCUGCUGGGGUCCUGAGCCCAGGGAUUGUGUCUCUUGUCGAAACGUCAGCCGGGGCAGAGAGUGUGUAGAGAAGUGCAACAUCCUGGAGGGGGAGCCAAGGGAGUUUGUGGAGAACUCUGAAUGCAUCCAGUGCGAUCCAGAAUGUCUGCCCCAGGCCACGAACAUCACCUGCACAGGCCGGGGACCAGACAACUGUAUAAAGUGUGCCCACUACAUUGAUGGCCCUCACUGUGUCAAGACCUGUCCAGCUGGAAUCAUGGGGGAGAACAAUACCCUGGUCUGGAAGUAUGCAGACACCAACCAUGUCUGCCACCUCUGCCAUCCAAACUGCACCUACGGGUGUGCUGGGCCAGGUCUUGAAGGCUGUGCAACAAGUGGGCCCAAGAUCCCAUCUAUUGCCAUUGGGAUUGUGAGUGGCCUCUUCUUGCUGGUGGUUGUGGCUCUUGGAAUCGGCCUUUUCAUGAGAAGACGUCACAUUGUCAGGAAACGCACACUGCGCCGUCUGCUGCAGGAGAGAGAGCUCGUGGAGCCUCUUACACCCAGCGGAGAAGCUCCCAACCAAGCACUCCUGAGGAUCUUAAAGGAAACAGAGUUCAGAAAAACCAAAGUGCUGGGCUCUGGAGCAUUUGGCACCGUGUAUAAGGGACUCUGGAUUCCAGAAGGUGAGAAAGUUAAAAUUCCUGUGGCUAUCAAGGAACUUAGAGAAGCAACGUCUCCAAAAGCCAACAAGGAAAUCCUGGAUGAAGCCUAUGUGAUGGCCAGUGUGGACAAUCCUCAUGUGUGCCGCCUCCUGGGCAUCUGCCUGACAUCCACAGUCCAGCUCAUCACACAGCUCAUGCCCUUCGGCUGCCUCCUGGACUAUGUCCGAGAGCACAAGGACAAUAUUGGCUCCCAGUACCUACUCAACUGGUGUGUGCAGAUCGCAAAGGGUAUGAAUUACCUGGAAGACCGGCGCUUGGUACACCGUGACCUGGCAGCCAGGAACGUCUUGGUGAAGACACCACAGCAUGUCAAGAUCACAGAUUUUGGGCUGGCCAAACUGCUAGGUGCCGAAGAGAAGGAAUAUCAUGCAGAAGGAGGCAAAGUGCCUAUCAAGUGGAUGGCUUUGGAGUCAAUUUUACACCGAAUUUAUACCCACCAAAGUGAUGUCUGGAGCUAUGGAGUCACUGUUUGGGAGCUGAUGACCUUUGGGUCCAAGCCUUAUGAUGGAAUCCCUGCAAGUGAGAUAUCAUCAAUCCUGGAGAAAGGAGAGCGCCUCCCACAGCCACCCAUCUGCACCAUCGAUGUCUACAUGAUCAUGGUCAAGUGCUGGAUGAUAGAUGCAGAUAGUCGCCCCAAGUUCCGUGAGUUGAUCGUUGAAUUCUCCAAAAUGGCCCGAGACCCCCAGCGCUACCUUGUCAUUCAGGGGGAUGAAAGAAUGCAUUUGCCAAGCCCUACAGACUCUAACUUUUAUCGUGCCCUGAUGGAUGAAGAAGAUAUGGAAGAUGUCGUAGAUGCUGACGAAUACCUCAUCCCACAGCAGGGCUUCUUCAACAGCCCUUCCACGUCUCGGACUCCCCUCUUAAGUUCUCUGAGUGCAACCAGCAACAAUUCCACUGUAGCUUGCAUUAACAGAAACGGGCAGAGCUGUCCCAUCAAGGAAGACAGCUUCCUGCAGCGGUACAGCUCAGACCCAACAGGUGCCUUGACUGAGGACAACAUGGAUGACAUGUUCCUCCCUGUGCCUGAAUACAUAAAUCAGGCUGUUCCCAGAAGACCGGCAGGCUCGGUGCAGAACCCUGUCUAUCACAACCAGCCCCUGCAUCCAGCACCUGGCAGAGACCCGCACUACCAAAAUCCCCACAGCAAAGCAGUGGGCAACCCUGAGUAUCUCAACACUACCCAGCCUACCUGUGUUGACAGCGUAUUUGACAGUCCUGCCCACUGGACCCAGCAGGGAAAUCACCAAAUUAGCCUGGACAACCCUGACUACCAGCAGGACUUCUUUCCUAAAGACACCAAGCCAAAUGGCAUGUUUAAGGGUCCCACAGCUGAAAAUGUAGAAUACCUACGGGUAGCACCACCAAGCAGUGAGUUUACUGGAGCAUGACUGUGGAGAGUAGUAGCAUCAGUCAUAACAAUACAGACUUCAGCAACCCAGGACAAUGCUUGGCAGCUACUCUACUCCCAACAGCUGUGCUUGUGCUAACUCUCAGACACCAUGGGCUGGUGUUACUGAGUUAGCUCUGAUCACCCCUCUUUCAGCCAGGAAGUGCCACCUCCUGGGAUGCACUUUGGGAAGUUACAGGUACAUUCCUUGGUCUUCAAACUGUGAAGCUUCCACAAAAAGGCAUCCAGCAAGAAUGUUGUCAAUGAGCAGAAGUUUACCUUUUGGUGAGAUAUGUUUUUAAACACCAUAUAUACGUAUAUAUGUAUAUAUAUGUGUGUGUAUAUGUGUAUACAUAUAUAUGGGAGAUUUACUGCUUGAGGUUUUGGGAUUUUUAAUUGUCACUGCCAAUUUUGAUUUACUGGGCUCUUCCAAGGUGGAAGAAGCUUUCUUGUAGCACUUGCUCCAAGCCCAAUUAUGACCAAGGGCCACAAGUCUUCCAACCAAUGCUUGAUUCCACUGGCGCUCUGCUUCAAGAUUCUUCCAUUGUUAGACAUCCAAUUAUAUAAAAUGUCCUGCAUGUCGUAAGCAGGCCUCAUUGGUACUGUAUUCAAUCAUGGCUGGUACAAUAGGGUAAGCCACUUUGUUCCUUUCUGGGCGAAGAAGAAAUAGGAGGUAGAACUCUCCCUCAGAGUUACUUUUGUAUGACUCUCCAUGGUACUUACUUUCCACAAGAGCACCAGUAUUUUCUAAUUAUGGGUAGUAGACUUACUUGUUUAUUUUCCAUUCCAUUGUUUUGACACUUAAUAUGCUUUCUCUGUCUUGAUGUCAUAAAACCAGCAAAAGAAGAAAAGAGUAACUGAAAUGCCAUAUUUGAUCCAUUAAUGUUCAGAACAAUAGUCUUUAAGCCAGAAUGACAAUGCAAGGAUUGACACAAGAACCUAGCCUCUUGGAUGAAAUACAUCAUUUCUUUUCGGGGCAUACAUCAUGAGACUACAAAAAUGAUGCCUUUGUCCCUCUAUGCCCCAAAUUAAUUUAGACCACCCAUGGAAGAUAAUCUUUUUAUUUUACUUUUAAAGUUUUUUACUGAAAGGGUGUGUUUCCUCCUUAGUAAGCUGCCCCCAAGCCCCUCCUUGUCCUUUGUGAAAACUUUUGUAGGCCCUGAAUCCACUUGGCAAUAACUGGCAGCCCACAGGAGGUCUGUUGUCCAGAUGCCAGACAGAUAACAUUAUGAAUGGAAUUCAAGUGGCAAAAAUGAAAUUAGAGUUUGCAAUUGAUGACAAUACUUUUGCAAUAUCUAUGGAUGUUCUAAGGGGCAAAAUUUAUCGUAAAAUAAUCCCCUUCUCUAUAAUUGGAGGACCCAGCUAGUUGGGAAUCUCAGUUUUGUCUCUAAUUUGUUCAUCCUUGCAACCCAUUUGGUAAAUGGCAAUCUUCAGUAAACAAUGGUUUAAACACUCUUAGGCAACAUCCACAGCUUCUAGUUUAUCAAGGAAGAAAUCCCUGGUUUUGAGAAACUCACAAUUUAGCAAAAGGAGAUAAGUUCAUAAAUACUAAACAUAAAACAAUAUGACAAAUAUCAGAUAGCAAAUGUCAGCCAGGCACCCAGAGCACAGAGCAGGAAUGGUUGGAUUCUGCUUAGGGAGACCUGGAAGGUCAUCAAGGAGAUGCUAUUACUAUUGGGCCUCUAAAAUGGCCAGCCUUUUAGCCAUAGGAAAGUGAAAAGUGUGAUCCCAACAGAGGGACCCAUGACCAGAAGAGCAGCUACCAUUAGUACUAUGGGUAUCAGGAUGAGUUCCAUCAUCUUAACUUUCCCUUUAGGUCUGGGACCUAGGCUUGCAUCAUCCCCCAUGCUCUCUAAAUGUUUCCUCCCUCCUGGGAAUUUUGGGUUGUCAUCCACGAAAAUGACAAGAUUGAGCAACAUUUCUAGAACUUGAGGUUUCCUGCCAUUGUCAGAAAACCACUUUCAUUAUCUGUUCACCUCAUAAUACACAGAAAACUAUUAGCCAGAUACAUAUUCAGAACUAAGAAACAGAAUGACUCACAUUCUGCUAUCACUUAUUUGUCAAGAAGUAGAUAAUUGAUGAGGAAGAGCAGUUGUAAGCCAAACUGUAGCAAUGAAAUCCUGGUAUUUUUGCACUUUGAAAUG
This is a messenger RNA of Castor canadensis (American beaver), 5976 nucleotides long. It is a transcript of the gene Egfr, whose product is annotated as epidermal growth factor receptor. NCBI's taxonomy places the organism in Eukaryota, Metazoa, Chordata, Mammalia, Rodentia, Castoridae. Gene Ontology annotation, biological process: cell surface receptor protein tyrosine kinase signaling pathway; neurogenesis; positive regulation of kinase activity. The record is from RefSeq and is a predicted model, not a curated record. Gene Ontology annotation, molecular function: epidermal growth factor receptor activity; ATP binding; epidermal growth factor binding. Gene Ontology annotation, cellular component: basal plasma membrane; plasma membrane; signaling receptor complex.